This is a messenger RNA of Poecilia latipinna (sailfin molly), 2370 nucleotides long. It is a transcript of the gene grk1b, whose product is annotated as G protein-coupled receptor kinase 1 b. The transcript has 8 exons. NCBI's taxonomy places the organism in Eukaryota, Metazoa, Chordata, Actinopteri, Cyprinodontiformes, Poeciliidae. The coding region runs from base 298 to 1977 and encodes 559 amino acids. Gene Ontology annotation, molecular function: G protein-coupled receptor kinase activity; ATP binding. Gene Ontology annotation, cellular component: cytoplasm. The record is from RefSeq and is a predicted model, not a curated record. Gene Ontology annotation, biological process: signal transduction; regulation of signal transduction; protein phosphorylation.
UUAUCCGGCUGUAAUCCUCAGCAGCCAGUGAGCUGCCAAGCAGGAUCUUAGGAGCAGAGUGAACCUCAGUCUGAAGUCUUCACCUUCCCAUCACAUCCUACUGUAGGAAGAGGAGGUGAGAGGAGCGCUCUGACAGGACAGAGAUCAUUUCUGCCUGUGCUGAUUGAUCUAAAAAAAAAAAAAAAGAAAGAAAAAGAAAACAGCAAAUAGGGAUAAAAGUAUUUAUGCUUUUGGAUCUAAAAUCCUAAAUUUUAAUCAGCGUUUCCAGGAGCGGAAGAAAAACAACACGGUAAAGCGAUGGACAUCGGUGGUUUGGAAACUGUCGUAGCAAACUCAGCUUACGUGUCAGCCCGGGGCGGCGCGGAUGGAUGUGCAGCAGCCGCCAUGCGGGACAAGAAAAUGCGUGCCAGGUUGAAACGUCCUCACAUCAGAGACUGCCAACACAUGAAGACCACUGUAGACACAACCUUUGAAAGCAUGUGUACCAAACAGCCCAUCGGCAAGCGCUUGUUUCAGCAGUUCCUCCAGAGUAGCGCCACCUACAAAGAUGCAGGAGACCUAUGGAAAGACAUAGAAGACUACGGGAUAAGCCAGGAGAACGACAGGCUGCAGAAGGCCCGGAGAAUGGUCAACACGCAUUAUGAGACAGCUUCAAAGCAUUUCUGCAGCUUCCUUGAGGAGAAGGCCAUCAUUCGCGUGAAAGAAGACCUAAAGAACGUCCGUGCUGACCUGUUCAAGGAAAGUGAGCAGCAGCUGCUCCAACACCUGGAGAAGAAGGCCUUAGAUGAGUUCAAGAGCAGCAAGUUCUUCCUACGUUUCGUUCAGUUCAAAUGGCUGGAGAGCCAGCCCUUUGAUGAAGAGUGGUUCAUGGACUUCAGGGUUCUAGGUAAAGGAGGGUUUGGGGAAGUGUUUGCCUGUCAGGCGAAAGCAACGGGCAAAAUGUACGCCAACAAGAAGUUGGAGAAGAAGAGACUUAAGAAACGCAAAGGUUACGAGGGAGCGAUGGUGGAGAAGCGUAUCCUUGCAAAAGUUCACAGCCGCUUUAUAGUGACGCUGGCUUAUGCAUUCCAGACCAAGACUGACCUUUGUCUGGUCAUGACCAUUAUGAAUGGGGGAGAUCUCAGGUUUCACAUGUAUAACGUAGACGAGAAUAAUCCAGGUUUUGAUGAGAAGAGAGCACGGUUUUACACAGCUCAGAUUAUCUGUGGGUUGGAGCAUCUUCAUCAGCACAGGAUCAUCUACCGGGACCUGAAGCCAGAGAACGUCCUGCUGGACGACGCAGGUCAUGUCCGGCUGUCAGACUUGGGUCUUGCUGUUGAGCUUCCACCUGGAAAAGAUAAAACUACAGGCUUCGCUGGGACUCCAGGUUUCAUGGCUCCAGAGUUGCUACAGAAGGUAGACUAUGACUACACGGUGGACUACUUUACUUUGGGUGUCACAGUGUACGAGAUGAUUGCUGCUAAAGGUCCAUUUAGAGUACGAGGAGAAAAGGUGGAAAAUGACGAGGUUGCUAGAAGAACCUUGAAUGAUCCUGUUUCCUACCCGCCGAGCUUCAGCAAGGAAAGCAAGGACCUUUGUGAAGGUCUGAUGGAGAAGGACCCGGCAAAACGACUGGGCUUCAAAGACAAUGGAUGCACAGAGCUCAAAAAUCAGCCAUUCUUCAAAGAAAUUAACUGGGGCCGCCUGGAAGCAGGCAUGCUGCUUCCACCGUUUGUUCCUGACCCCAAAAUGGUCUACGCCAAAGACAUCGAUGAAGUGGGUGUGUUCAGCACAAUCAAAGGCGUGGUCCUGGACGACAAGGACGCAGAGUUUUACAGUGACUUCGCUUCUGGAAACAUCCCGAUUCCCUGGCAGGAAGAGAUGAUAGAGACGGGCGUGUUUGGAGAAAUGAACGUCUGGGGCGAGGGCGGCAAGCUGCCCAACGAUCUCGACCCAAACUACGUCGAGGCCAAAGGCGGAGCCUGUGUGCUGCUGUGAGCGAGAGGCGGCUCCAGAGCAGGAGGAAGAAAAUCUCACCGACUUAAGCAUUAGCCGUUGUCUUGGAAAAUGAAACUUUCGCUUAUUUACUGGGAAGAGUGAACUGAUAAACAAGGUUUCAUUCAUUCAGCAAAUGUUAUAUUUAUGGAACUGAUAACAGUUUUCAGUGAAGAAGUUUUCUCUUCUCUUUCCAAAUGAAAUUCCUUUGAACCAGGUUUGAUUAAGGGACAGAGGUACCAAUUAACCAGAGAUGGGAGAAACUUAGAGAAACUCCCUACAGGAGAGAGCUGGGUGGAAGGCACCACUGUGUUCGUGACUGAUAAGAUAUAAAAGGAGAACUUCAUGUGUUAAGCUUCACUUCUUCUUCUUCUUCUUCUUCUUCUUCUUCUUCUU